This is a messenger RNA of Rotaria sordida, 2736 nucleotides long. The record is from the annotation of a GenBank genome assembly. Lineage: Eukaryota; Metazoa; Rotifera; Eurotatoria; Philodinida; Philodinidae.
AUGUCCUUCUAUUUAUUUAGUAUUUCGUUAGUUCGAGUGAAAUCUCAAUUCUGCCAAGGGAUUCCUCAAUAUAAUCAAUGUUCGUUAAAUAGUGCAUGUGCCUGUUUCCAUAUAGCAGGUGCUAUUAACACUGGCAUUUGUACCGCUAUAUCCACAGAUUGUUCUAAGCUAGUUGCAUGUAAAAGCCCAGACAAUCUUUGUGAUGAACCUAAUCAAAGAUGUAUUCAUCAUCCUCUAUGUCAUAAUCGUCCUGUUUGUUAUCCGGUGCCCAGAUUCAAUCAACAACUCUGUCCACCGAUAGCAAUGACGAACACUUCAACAACAACGUCAAUGCCAACUACAACGUCAAUGCCAACUACAAUGUCAAUGCCAACUACAACGUCAAUGUCAACUAUAACGACAACUGCAAGAACUACUCAGCAACUAGUAAUUCCCAAUAUUCCAGUCGAUGCCCGAUGGGCACAGAAUGGAGUGACUGUUGCUGGAGGUCAUGGAGAAGGCAGUGCUACCAAUCAACUCAGGGAGCCUUGGGGUCUCUUCAUUGACGAUGAUCAAACGAUGAUCAUCGCUGACUUCUACAAUCAUCGUAUCAUCCAAUGGAAGGUGGGUGAUACGAAUGGACUAGUAGUAGCUGGUGGCAAUGGCCCAGGAAAUCGAUUGAAUCAAUUGUAUUGGCCAACUGAUGUAUUGAUUGACAAAGAAGCAGAUAGUCUCAUUAUUUGUGAUCAAUGGAAUCUACGUGUCGUACGAUGGUCUCGUCGUAGUGGUACAACUCAAGGAGAAAUCCUCAUCGACAACAUCACUUGUGCAGGAUUGGCCAUGGAUGAUCAGAGAUAUCUCUACAUCUCUGACGCCACCGAACAUGAAGUUAGACGAUAUAAAAUAGGAGACAAGAAUGGAACUAUUGUGGCUGGUGGCAAUGGCCAAGGUGCUGGUCUCAAUCAACUCAACUUUCCGACCUACAUCUUUGUCGAUCAACAACAGACUGUCUACGUGUCAGACAAGAAAAAUCAUCGUGUAGUGAAAUGGAAUAAAGGUGCAAAAGAAGGAAUUGUCGUCGCUGGAGAUCAAGGCAAUGGAACUGCUCUGACACAAUUGUCGUAUCCUCAAGGACUGUUCGUCGAUACAUUGGGUACCAUUUAUGUGGCAGACACGGGGAAUCGUCGAGUGAUGCGUUGGCCUACAGGAGCGAAACAGGGCACUGUCAUUGUCGGUGGAAAUGAUGUAGGAAACGGAGCUAAUCAGUUCAACGGUCCAAUCGAUUAUGGUAUUGCUAAACGUGAUAAAAGGGAACCGGCUGUUAUGGGUCAUGUUCCUGAUGGAAUUCCUCCACUAGCUGGAGCUAUCGUAACAAGAUCUAAAGCGAAACAAUUACAAUUAAAACAGGAUCAAAAUUCAACAACAACACCAACAGAUAGAAAUAAGAUAACAUUACCACCAAUAGAAGAAGAAACUGAUCAAAUGAAAGAAGAUCCAUCACAAAUUAUUGCAAAAAAUACACUGGAUAUAGAACUAUUAAAAAUUGAACAAGGAAAAGAUUCGGAUAUUCAACACACAAUUGCAGAAGUUAUGAAAAAUCCAAUUAAAAGUACUUAUGAAUUCAAAGAUGGUUUAUUAUAUAAGUUAAUGAUUAUGCGUGAAGGUUGUAAUACGAAGAAAAAAUUGAUUUAUUUGCCUUCAUCUAUGAUUAACGAUCUUUUACAAGUUUAUCAUAGUGACCCUCUUAGUGGUCAUUUUGGAGUCCAACGAACAUAUUUGAAAAUUAAAAAUAAAUAUUGGUGGCCGAAUAUGAAGCAAUCUAUUACACAAUAUAUACAAUCAUGUUUACCUUGUCAACAAUAUAACAUUAGUAGAUCGAAGAAACCUGGUCGAUUACAACCAAUCCCAUCACCUGAAGGACCAUUUCAAUUAAUCGGUAUGGAUUAUUGUGGUCCAUUUAAACAAACUCCACGUGGUAAUCAAUAUGUACUAUGCCUUACGGAUUAUUUCACAAGAUGGGUGGUUGCUGCUGCUGUACCUGAUUGCUCAGCUCAGACUACCGCUGAAGCAUUAUUUAAUGACUACAUUUGCAAGUAUGGGGUACCGGCAGUCAUAUUAUCCGAUCAAGGAACGCACUUUCAUAAUCAAUUAAUGGAAGCAAUGUCGAAAUUGAUUGGAUAUAAUCAUACUUAUUCAACCACAUACCAUCCUCAAUCAAAUGGAAUGAUAGAAAGGUUCAACGCAACGUUUGUACCUCAAAUUGCUAAACUUCAAGACAAAGAGAACAAUAAUUGGGAUGAAUUUCUGUCACCUGUAGUAUUUGCAUAUAAUACAGGAACACAUUCAACAACUCAGUAUUCACCAUUUCAAUUAUUAUAUGGUCGAGAACCAAGAUUACCUACUGAUGGAAAAAAAUCAUCAUUUACAUUUCGAAAACCAAAUGAUUAUUAUGAGCAAUUAAAGAAAAGUAUGAAAUUGAUACAUGGAUAUGCUCGUGAAAAUAUUAUUCGUAAACAACAUCAAUAUAAGACUCAAUAUGAUAAACGACGUCCUGAUCCUCAUUAUACAAUUAAUGAUCGUGUUUUAGUCAGAAGACAUGGAUUAAAAUAUAAAUUAGAACCAAAAUUUUCAAUUACACCACAAAUUAUUAUUCGUGCACAACAUCCUGUUUACGUUGUUCGAGAUGAAAUAACUCAAAUUGAAACACAAGUGCACAUAAAUGAUAUUAGACCCAUUUAUGUUUCAAAAUUAAAUUAA